Symbiodinium sp. CCMP2592 is the source of this 738-nucleotide messenger RNA. Lineage: Eukaryota; Dinophyceae; Suessiales; Symbiodiniaceae. The record is from the annotation of a GenBank genome assembly.
AUGUUCCUCAGAGUGCAAGUGCUCUCGGCGACCGAGCGGACAUUCCGAAAGUCAGCACCUCAGUUUGAGAUUGCAGACAUCUAUGCGGGCAAAGACUAUGAUGGCGCUCUUGUGAAUGACCUCUCCGAUGUUCAUGCUUUUGUGUUGAAGUGGUUUGGCAAGGGGCAGGGUAAAUGUUCGGAGCCUUGGGAUGGCCUGGUGCAAGACACCACGAGAUCCUGCGCGCUCCGGCACAUGCCCGAGCAGGACUGCUGCUGCUGGGAGGCCUCAAUCAAGGAAGAAAUGCGCUGCCUGCCGACGGGCGUGACAGGCUUGUCAGCAGCGCCUGUUGUCCUUCGAGGCAACUAUUCAAUCACUCAACGAGAGAUAACGUAUUAUGAGAUUCCUAGGCACUGGCCACAUGGGGAAAUCACUUUUUCUUCCCCCAGUCCAGAAACAAAAGAGGAUAUACUGCCAUCAGCAUUUUCGUAUCUAGGGUCCACUUGGACAAAAGGGACUCAAUGGCAGUGGACCUGUGAUCAAAAGGAGGAAGUACCGAAAGUUGUUUAUCGUGAUUUGCCCACUAAACGGCGUGCUCAUGACUAUGUUCCCUUUCGGGAACACAAGACCGAGUGCCUCGUGUACAGUUUCAUUCGGCUCUGCCCGGAGGGUGAGGGCUUGUAUGUCAAACAGCCAAAUGAGGGAGAUUGCUUCCAGGAACCAGGGUUGGCUGUCGAAAAGAGUACAGUAGAGAAUUGA